Trametes versicolor FP-101664 SS1 is the source of this 732-nucleotide messenger RNA. RefSeq lists its product as uncharacterized. Lineage: Eukaryota; Fungi; Basidiomycota; Agaricomycetes; Polyporales; Polyporaceae. The record is from RefSeq and is a predicted model, not a curated record. Bases 1 to 732 code for a protein of 243 amino acids. The transcript is spliced from 2 exons.
AUGGAUCCUCCGCCAGCCCAUGAACGCGCACGGCAGCGCUCUACAAGACUUGCCGAGAUUGAAGCCGCGUUAGCAGACGUCCAAGCCGCCCCCCAGCCGCCCGCCGCCGCCCCCCAAGCAGCCGAAGAGCGCCUUCGAUGGAAGGCGGACGAGUACCUGGCAGCGGCCGUCCCCUGCUGGACGCCCAUGCCGCAGGAGGACAUCCACGACCUCCUCACCUUCCUCGGUGCCACCGACGACCGCACGCGCCAGCAGACCCUCCACAACUGGAACGGGUCCGCCGACUUGCUCCUCGGCCCCGGCGUCCAUGUUAUCGGCAGGAAGCCGUGCGCGGGCGACGGCGUGUACACGGUCGACAUCCCGCACUCCGACCUCGCCAUCCGCAUGUGGGACGGGGGCAUGGAGGCGUACCGCCAGUUCUGCCUCGACUUCUUCGACACGCGCGCCCGGCGGCCCGUCAACAUGCCCCGCGGGUUCGAGCUCUGGCCGUCCCCCGCGAACAUGCCCGGGGUGUACACGAUGGCGGGCCCGCUAGGCUCGCUCGAGAGGGGCUUUGGGAUGAAGCCGGGGGAGGUGCCGCAGGGCGAGGAGAAGUUCUGCGUGCUCGAGGGCUCGUAUGUCACCCUCGUGAGGAGGGAUCGUCCGCUGGAACCGUUUGCGUUUGCGGUACCUGUGCGGCAGCGGGAGAUGCCCGCGGGGAUUGUGCAGCCGCGGUUCCGGGUCGUGCAGUGA